Molecule: messenger RNA, 834 nt
Organism: Penaeus vannamei (Pacific white shrimp)
Lineage: Eukaryota; Metazoa; Arthropoda; Malacostraca; Decapoda; Penaeidae
Source: RefSeq, a predicted model, not a curated record
AUGGCUCAGCAAUACUAUGAAGUCACAGAUCGACCUCUAAAUGCAUAUACAUACGGACGCACUUCUUAUCUUCCGGAUAACAAAAGCACCAGAGGGUUAUCUGAGCGGCAGAUUAACAUGAAACAGACGUUCGUGCACAGAGAGCGAGCUGCAAUUCCUUACCCUGUUGCUGAGAACACUGGGCCCCUGCACCUGAAAGGGCAGCUGCAACUGAGUCUUGCGUUCAAAGAGCUUCCGAGGGCUUUGACCCCGGUCUCCCACCAGGCCGGUAACCCUGGACCCCACAAGGGGCUAAAGCCACCAGGAACCCCAGCUAUUUUGGGGGGAUUUACUCCAGAGAAACUCGAAGGUCGCGGCCUCAUUCCCGCUCCUCCUGCCAGCCUUCCUGGCCGGCGGGAGUAUAAAAGCCCCGCGCUGCAGCCACGGCGUCAGUCGUCUCGCAGCGCACCCAUCACUAACAUGACUCGAGUUCUCUUCACCGUCGUGGUCCUGUCCCUCGUGGUCGCCUUGGCCGCCGCCGGUGGAUUUGGCGGGGACACGGAGGCGGAUUUGGCGGUGGACACGGAGGCGGAUUUGGCGGUGGUGGAUUCGGAGGAUCUGGAGGCUAUGGAGGCAGAGGAUUUGGAGGUGGACAUGGAGGCUUCGGAGGAGGAUUCGGAGGCGGUCACGGAGGAUUCGGAGGCGGUCACGGAGGAUUCGGAGGCGGUCACGGAGGAUUCGGAGGUGGAUUUGGAGGACGAUAUGGAAAGUAAGCGCUUCGACGACCUUUCACCUCCAGGAGGAAUGUAUAUUGAAAAGUGUAUUCCUAUUUUUUAUAUUAAAGUGUAAAUUCAA